Messenger RNA from Lodderomyces elongisporus, 3138 nucleotides. RefSeq names its product Aft2p (gene AFT2). The coding region runs from base 1 to 3138 and encodes 1045 amino acids. Gene Ontology annotation, biological process: positive regulation of transcription by RNA polymerase II; cellular response to iron ion starvation. NCBI's taxonomy places the organism in Eukaryota, Fungi, Ascomycota, Pichiomycetes, Serinales, Debaryomycetaceae. The record is from RefSeq and is a predicted model, not a curated record. The transcript has a single exon. Gene Ontology annotation, molecular function: DNA-binding transcription factor activity, RNA polymerase II-specific.
AUGGAGGGUAAGGUCAGGUAUAGAGUCCCGUUGGAUGCUGCUCAGUUUAACAAGCAGAAGUUCACCUCAAGGGAUGAUAUAAAGCCAUGGCUUUAUAAACAACUUGAAAAUACAGGGAUUGAUGUAGUAAUUGAGCGGUCUGAUAAGUCAAAGAUGAUUUUUAGGUGCAAAAACAAGGAGAAGAAGAAAAAGAAGAAAAAGCAACAGCAGCAACAGCAACAGCAAAAGAAGGACGAUACUAGUAACAACAAGAAUUUAGCUGAGGGCAAGGACAACAACUUUUCACGGACACCUAUUCGACGUCAAACUACUUGUCCGUUCAAAAUUAGAGCCAACUACAGUGUCAGGAAUAAAGUCUGGGGAAUUCUGUUGGUGUGCGAUUUACACGAUCACGUUGUUGAACAACCUUCUAAUGCCACAACAGCAGGAGCGAUAACAACAACAACAACAACUCCAAAACCACCACACUCUACAAAUGACAAAGGUGCACAAAACCCAUUGGAUUUGUUACCACAGCCAAACUUAAAUGGAGGAAAAUACUUCCAAAAUGAUAGUUCUAAAAAUGAUUCGAAUUCGGACUCACUAUUCAGCGGGAAGGAAGAUAGCAGUAGCGAUAAUCAAAGCUCGAUGAAUUCGAAUUUUUCCAAUAAAAGCGGCGGCAAUACUAGUAACAACAGUCCACCAACAUCCAUUAAUUCAGGGGAACUGUCAAAUAAUGAUGACUCUCUGAGCUCUAGUAAAUCGUCUAGUGCUAGCGGCAAUCGCAAAAGAGCAAGAAAGAAAAAAAAUGGGUUGACACCGGGUCUAAAGAAAAGGAAGAUUAAAAAGGAGGAUUACUUAGAUAAAGGGCGUUUGCCUAUCGCCGAGGAGAUUGCUUUGUCUCAGGGCGCAAAUACAAGCUUAAGCCAAAAAACAAAUUUAAACCACGACCAACGUCAAAAACUGGUAAAAGAGCAAGCACAAUCAUCUGGAGAACAGCGGGGGCAAGAUCAAACAUUGCCUCCUAAUUUCAGGUAUAUGGACCCGCCAUUUCCUCUGAACGGGCAUCCCAUGCAGUCUACGCAACCAAUGCAACCAAUGCAACCAAUGCAGCCAAUGCAGCCAAUGCAGCCAAAUUAUCCUGUUCAUUUUGCUCAAUUUAAUACAAAUAAUCCGCCGGUAAGUCAUUUAACUCCAAUACAGCCACGACUGCAAAAAGUGCCACCUUUACCGACUCCAAAACUCCGACAUUUACAAAGAAACCAACAAAAUUUGUCCAAGAGUUCUGAACAACAAGCAUAUUUACCAUCUGAAAAUCCAGCUCAAAAUAAGCAGCCUCAGAAGCUGGAACACGUUGAAAAAACUACUAAAUCCCCAAAAGGAUUAUACAAUUCACAGGCACAUUCAGUACACGCAUUACAAACUCUUCAGGAUAUGGUGAGGGCUAAAAUAAAGCAUAUUGUGCUUGAUGAUCCAAAAAUUACUGACCACCAAAAAACAUCUAUGAUGGAUUCUUUCAUAUCUCAAUUACUACUUGAGUAUAGGACAUACUUUAGCCCUCAAUUUUUGAGUUCUUUAAAGGAGAAUUUGUUUGAUCAAAAUACUCUAUCUGGAUCAAAUACGAUGGGCGCACCACAAACAGAGCAUAUGCCAUCCAUUGCUACGCAUACUUUACUUCCAGACAAAAAUGUACCUAUCAACAGACCAUCAAGUGCCUCAUCGAAAACCAACAUUUUGCAGCCAGGUUCUACGGCCUCAAUCCCACUUUCGCCUCUUCUUAAUGGCAAUGGAAACGGAAAUGGAAAUGAAAUUGGGAAUGGAAAUGGAAAUAUACUGCUAGAUAAUCUGACUCAAUUACUUCGGCCCUCCAACAAUAUAGGGACCUCUAAUGCAUAUGGUAAUGCCUGGGAAGCUGCAUCUCAUUCAUCAAAACCAUUCAAAAGUGGUCAAAAUACGUCUAUGACAUCCGGGAAUAUGAACUUGAACUCGAGCGUAAACAUGAGCAAUACACCCUUUCCACUACAGAGCGAUCCGAGAGCUUUGAACAACCCUCUACCUCCUUUAAACUCCCUUCAUAGCAAUACAAAGUUAACAAAUACUUUAGCAAAGCGACAAAUUACACCUCCUGAUUUCCCGUCUUUGCACAAGGGUCAUACAGGACUUUCAAACUACCCGUUAAACCCAACACGGCCAAUUAACCAACGAGCGAAUAACAACAACUGUUCAAACUUUGCUGAUUCGGGGAACGAUAGUAGCACAAAUGCUAAAUCACAACUUAAUCACAAUCUGAUUAUCAACAACAACAACAACAACAACAACAAUAACAACACGAAUCUGCUUCCACCACCGCUGCAACCUCUUCUUCUUCCAGAUGGCGCCUUAAUCAAGACAGAUAGCUCCACAAACUCUGAUGUAUCAUCUAAAGAAGGCAACUCUAGUGGAUCGUCCGUGAAUCAGGAAACGAAAUUUGGAGCAACAACUAAAGCAGGGACGUCAGGUCCAGUUUUUCCUUCGCUAAACCCCAUUCUGUCAACUCCUAAUCCAACUCAAAUUCUUAGACACAAUAAUAUCUCGGUGAAUCCGAAUCUGCUCCCAAACCUGAACCUGAGUCUGAGUAAUAGUAUUGGCGUGUAUCAAAGUGGAAAUUAUAAUAAUAACGGAAAAUUCGUUGGUAGUAUACCAGUCGGCGACACUGCUUUUGCUCAACACCAACAACAUCAACAGCAGCAACAGCAACAGCAACAGCAACAGCAACAGCAACAUUUUAAUCCUGCAUUACUUUAUAGUUCAAAUAUGCAGACUCCGCAGAAUCUGGGCAUGACUGGGAAUUUAAACGCUGUAACAUACAAUGAAAAUGGAAAUCAAAACGCAAUGUUGAACAGUUUUGGAGCUAAUGGAAGUUUGGGAGGAUUCUCCAACAGUAAUGAAUGUUUGAAUGGAAAUGGCGGGGGAAGUGGUAAUGGAAGUCUUAAUAAUUUUGGUGUAAUAAGCGGUAUUGGAAGCAUAGGUGGAAUGAGUAAUAUUGGUGUUGGUGGUGUUGGUGGAUCAGUUCCUGGCCGAAACAGUUCAUCGAAUACCAAUUCGGGAUUUGUUUACCAGGAGAGAGAUAGUGGAUCAAAUUUACUUAACAAUAUGCCAUCUUUUGAUCCUACUUGGUGA